Messenger RNA from Nasonia vitripennis (jewel wasp), 2918 nucleotides. RefSeq lists its product as uncharacterized. NCBI's taxonomy places the organism in Eukaryota, Metazoa, Arthropoda, Insecta, Hymenoptera, Pteromalidae. The coding region runs from base 444 to 2897 and encodes 817 amino acids. The record is from RefSeq and is a predicted model, not a curated record. Gene Ontology annotation, cellular component: membrane. Gene Ontology annotation, molecular function: ligand-gated monoatomic ion channel activity. The transcript has 10 exons.
UAUUUUUCCUUCGCGUUUUAAAUCGCGUUUACCGUACUCUAUGUCGACUGUCCAUAAAAAUACAUCCAAGCAAUCGCUCGAAGUGCCGCGAUAAAGCCCACCCUAUACUUAUCUUCUAUCUGCCCUACUCGUGUAUCUUCCUCUUGGCCAUUCUCGCAACUAGCUCUUUCGGGCAUCCGUAAUUCAUAAGCCAGAGUGCACACGACCACCUUUUCACCUGCCACUUUCCACCCGAGCUGGCAAUUCCGUUUCAUCGCAUGUCCCCCGCAACCCCGAAGCAGCAAGCGUUGAGCGAACACGAUCGAACGAUUGCUUGGUAAAUAAUUCACGGGACGGCGUCUUUUCAUUUUCGCCAAGCGUAACCAUUCGUAUCGACGUCUCGCGAUCGGAUAUAGCUGCAGGCUAAAUAGAUUGUUCGCUUCUUCGUCGUGCGGUUAGUCAAAAUGGCGAACUUUUUGGCUGCCCCGUACGUCGUUCUGACACUUUUGGUUGGCUUGUCACGGACUAGUGAAUUCGGAAGUCCGUCGAUGCCACCGACGAUACUGACCCUUCAGAUGAUCGUCGACUACGCCGUCGACGAGCGAUGGAAGCAGGUCGUCUUGUUCGACUGCAUCGGAAAUAAUGGUUUGGGCUGCUCUCUCUCUCUCUCUCUCUCUUAUUUUCUCGGCGUUUUUAAUGUUUAUGCGAUUAUAAGAGCGGGGAUUAUUGAAUAUCUGUGCGCAGAUUGCACUCGUCCAUAUGCUAGGCCGGUAGUGGAAUGUUUUUUCAAAAAGGGUAUCGCCGUGUCCAUAAAGUCUCUCACAGAAACGACGGAACUUCCAAAGGUCCUCAAAGUCGAUGCCUAUCGGAUCGGAGUGGUCCUACUGCUCGACGAUAUCGAUCUCAACGUCGAGGACAACCUGCUCAAUAAGAUAAUGGUGAAAAACAAAAAUGUGAGAUCGAUGAUCCUGGGCGAGUACGCCUCUUGGCUGCUGGUCAGCACUAAGUGGAACAGUACGCAGAUUUUCGAUGCGGUACAGGAAUGGCCGACCGGCGUCGACAGCGACGUCACCAUCGCCAUGUCCUUUCUCUCAGCCGAUGUCGUACUUUCUGUUUUACGUCAAUUUACUAACAAAACCUGUGAGAGCUUGCGCAACUACGGGCAACGCUACGAUUACGCGCGUCUGCGUCGCAGCCAGAGCAUCGCACCGCCCGAGGCGAUCUUCGUCCAGGACACGGAGAACGCUUCGCAUACCAUAAUGGUAUUUUACAGCGUAACGGUUUACAAGAUCCGAGUGGACGGAAAUGCGAGUAUCAUUAAAGAUAACUGGAAUACCUGGAGUCCGAGCCGCAGGUUCGUCAACAAGGAGCGCAACCUCUCCAAGCAGAGGAGUGACCUUAGGAAUUACAGCAUGAACUUUGGACUGCAGAACAGCAGCACUUUCUACGGGGACGAUGCUAAAGCUCUCGGCGAGGGCGAGCACGCAAGCAGUGUUGAUACGCUCAAAGAGCUCAUCAGACUCUUUGAGAAGUGUCUCAACGCCAGUGCAAACACGACCAUCUACAUUUUCCGCGAGACUGCUCAGGUGACCAAGGAGAACAACGACCUGGUUCACGGUAUCACCAGGGGUGAGAUCGACAUUGGAGCUGCUUUCUUUGAUGUCGAUCUCGAUCGGACUAACAACAUGCUGUCGUUCAGUUAUCCUAUUGUUCAUUUCCGUCGAAGCAUCUACUUCAAGCCACCGGAUACCUACAGCAACAUCUUCCUGCAACCGUUCAGCAACAGGUUGCUACUAUCCGUGCUGGGAACUUUGAUCGUCAUCGUCGCUGUUAUGGAGGUCAUCAACUACGUGACUUUGCUGAUACAUUGGAAGGAGGACCAGGAACACUUUGGCCUCGGCGAAGCGACGCUCUGGUGCCUCAGCAUUAUGUGCAUGCAAGGAUCUCCCUGGACGCCGCGAACGCGAGCCGGGAAGACCGUGCUUCUCGCCAGUCUCAUAUUCGCCCUGAUCAUCUACAACUCAUAUUCCGGCUUCAUAACUUCGAUCCUUUCGGUCAAGUCCAAUACCAUUAACAACGUGUCCGAUUUUUUUAAUUACGACUACACCUUCGGCUGCAGCAAGAGCGACAAUAAUUACAUAAUUUUGAAGGACGAGCUUCGAAACUUUUACGUGAAGGCUUUGGAGAGCAGCCAGAUGAAAGUCCCGGAGAAGACUGGUUUGGAGAAGACCAUAAAUGGCAGUUAUGCCUUCUUCGUAAGCGAGACUGUAGCCAAGCGAAUUCUGCGCAGUGCUUUGUUGUUUCAGAGCUGCAAGAUCAGCGAAUUGACGACUAACACGCCUGGAACUCUGGCCCUGCCCAUGUCCAAAGAUAGUCCGUACACAAAGAUCAUCAAUGUCAGCAUUCUGCGCAUGUGGCAGUACGGCAUACUGCGCAAGCUGACUCUGCAGAUCAAGCCGCCGCUGCUGAGUUGCACCGGUGCUCUCAAGUACAAGCAGGCCCACCUCGCUGACGUCUACGGGGCUUUCAUCAUUUUGCUGGCUGGUGUCGUGAUCUCGAUUGUUCUCUUCUUCUUCGAGCGCGCCUGGGUCAGCAAGCAGCAGUUGCGCGGCAUACAGCGCCGGAUCACUGGACGAGGGCGUAGUGAUAAUACCGGUGAUACGCUCGGAUCGCGACCUCAAGGUGUCCUUGUCACCGCCAGGUUACCGAUGCGGAUUUUGGGCAUUGACCGCGAUUCUGCAGCAGCCUGGAACAAUGAGCAUCAGCAGCAGCAGAAACAAAAUAGCUCCAAUGAAAACGAAUCUACGAUCGGACCGAGAGCUCUUUUUCCGCGGUCUCGUAAGCGAAGCGACGGAGAAGAGCUUGUUACGAGUGGCGACGGUACCGCAAACCAGCGAGUAUUCCCUUUCUGUCCGUGAAGUCGCUCUGACUCGAGUAAA